AUGGUCCUCAAACAUAGAUUAAGGCCAAAGUCUGCGAUCAAUGUCGGCGAACAGAAGCCGGAGCCUAUUCAGCCUCCGCAACGAUUCGUGUUCUUUGUGUCCUUUAUCUCUCUAGCGUACCUUCACUUGGAGGAGUACGGGUCAAAUUGUCAAAAGAUUAGAAAGCUGGCUAUUGCUUACAAUGACUUUGAGCUCCCCGAUGUUCCUGAGUCCGAUCACGGCCUUACGCUCCACCGCUAUUCUCUAGCGCUCAAUCUCCCUGCUCUAUUCGUCUUUAACGUGGUUGUACUGACUUGCAGGUGCUCCCCCUUGACCGGCUCUCGCGUUCGUACCAGUCCACUCGCCAAGUAG
This is a messenger RNA of Gamsiella multidivaricata, 351 nucleotides long. RefSeq lists its product as uncharacterized. Bases 1 to 351 code for a protein of 116 amino acids. The transcript is spliced from 3 exons. The record is from RefSeq and is a predicted model, not a curated record. Lineage: Eukaryota; Fungi; Mortierellomycota; Mortierellomycetes; Mortierellales; Mortierellaceae.